Belonocnema kinseyi is the source of this 2802-nucleotide messenger RNA. RefSeq names its product heat shock protein 83-like (gene Hsp90). The record is from RefSeq and is a predicted model, not a curated record. Lineage: Eukaryota; Metazoa; Arthropoda; Insecta; Hymenoptera; Cynipidae. Gene Ontology annotation, cellular component: cytosol; protein-containing complex; plasma membrane. Gene Ontology annotation, biological process: protein folding; protein stabilization; cellular response to heat. Gene Ontology annotation, molecular function: ATP binding; ATP-dependent protein folding chaperone; disordered domain specific binding. Bases 196 to 2364 code for a protein of 722 amino acids. The transcript is spliced from 3 exons.
AGGCAAUAUUCCACAAAGUGACUGCGAGCGAAAUAGAGGCGAAUCUACUUUAGAAGUGCAACUUUUUUCUCUGACUGAAGAGAAGACAUUUAUUCUGAGUGACUUUAAAAAGGAACUCUUUAUCAGUGAUCUAGUACUGAGUGACAUUCGUGCAUUUGGUUUUUAUCUUAAAAAAAUUUAUUUUUAAAGAACAAAAUGCCGGAAGACCAAACCAUGGCUGAGGGCGGUGAAGUUGAAACUUACGCCUUUCAGGCUGAAAUUGCACAACUGAUGAGUUUGAUCAUCAACACAUUCUACUCUAACAAAGAAAUCUUCAUCCGAGAAUUGAUCUCUAACUCUUCAGAUGCUCUGGACAAAAUCCGAUAUGAAUCUCUGACAGAUCCAUCGAAGCUGGACUCCUGCAAGGAACUUUUCAUUAAGCUCAUCCCCAACAAAAAUGACAGAACGCUCACCAUCAUUGACUCUGGCAUCGGUAUGACGAAAUCCGACUUGGUUAACAACCUCGGAACCAUCGCAAAGUCGGGCACGAAGGCUUUCAUGGAAGCUCUUCAGGCAGGUGCUGACAUCUCUAUGAUUGGACAAUUUGGUGUCGGUUUCUACUCCGCAUAUCUGGUGGCAGACCGAGUCACAGUCGUUUCAAAACACAACGAUGACGAGCAGUACAUCUGGGAGUCAUCCGCCGGUGGAUCGUUCACUGUUCGACUCGAUAAUGGAGAACCGAUCGGCAGAGGAACGAAAAUCAUCCUCCACAUCAAAGAAGACCAGGCCGAGUACCUUGAAGAAUCCAAGAUCAAGGAAAUCGUGAAAAAACACUCUCAGUUCAUUGGCUACCCAAUCAAACUCGUCGUCGAGAAAGAGCGGGACAAGGAGUUAAGCGAAGACGAGGAGGAGGAGGAGGAGCCAGAAAAGAAGGAAGAUGAAGAUGACAAGCCCAAGAUUGAGGAUGUCGGCGAAGACGAGGACGAGGACAAGCCCAAGGACGAGAAGAAGAAGAAAAAGAAGACCAUCAAAGAGAAAUACACAGAGGAUGAAGAGCUGAACAAAAUGAAGCCAAUCUGGACCCGGAAUCCAGAUGACAUCACCCAGGAUGAGUACGGAGAAUUCUACAAGAGUCUGACCAACGAUUGGGAGGACCAUUUGGCUGUGAAACACUUCUCCGUUGAAGGUCAGCUCGAGUUCAGAGCUCUUCUAUUCGUCCCCAGAAGAGCACCCUUCGAUCUCUUCGAGAACAAGAAAAAGAAGAACAACAUAAAACUCUACGUGAGGCGAGUCUUCAUCAUGGACAAUUGUGAAGAACUCAUCCCCGAGUACCUGAACUUCAUGAGAGGAGUAGUCGACAGCGAGGAUCUUCCUCUCAACAUUUCCCGUGAGAUGCUCCAACAGAACAAAAUUCUCAAAGUCAUCAGGAAGAAUCUAGUCAAGAAAUGUAUGGAACUUUUUGAGGAACUGGCAGAGGACAAGGAGAACUACAAAAAGCUCUACGAACAAUUCGCCAAAAAUCUGAAAUUAGGUAUCCACGAAGACAGUCAGAACAGAAAGAAACUCUCUGAACUUCUCCGAUUUUCGACUUCCGCCUCGGGCGACGAAGUGUGCUCUUUGAAAGACUACGUCGGUCGGAUGAAGGAGAACCAGAAACACAUAUACUACAUCACCGGAGAGAGCAAAGAGCAGGUGGCAAACAGCUCCUUCGUUGAGCGAGUCAAGAAACGAGGUUUCGAAGUCGUCUACAUGACAGAGCCCAUCGACGAAUACGUCGUACAGCAGCUGAAGGAGUUUGACGGAAAGCAGCUCGUCUCUGUGACGAAGGAGGGUCUGGAGCUCCCCGAAGACGAGGCCGAGAAGAAGAAGCGCGAGGAAGACAAGGCUAAAUUCGAGAAUCUCUGCAAAGUCAUGAAGGACAUUCUGGACAAGAAAGUUGAGAAGGUUGUCGUCUCAAACAGGUUAGUCGACUCGCCCUGCUGUAUCGUCACAUCUCAGUAUGGCUGGACGGCAAACAUGGAGAGGAUCAUGAAGGCCCAGGCGCUGCGUGACACCUCAACCAUGGGAUACAUGGCGGCCAAGAAACACCUCGAGAUCAACCCCGAUCAUCCAAUCAUGGAAAAUCUGAGACAGAAGGUGGAGACAGACAAACACGACAAGUCAGUCAAGGACCUGGUGAUGCUCCUCUUUGAGACUUCUCUCCUCUCUUCUGGGUUUGCGCUGGAAGAACCACAGGUGCAUGCUGCGAGAAUCUACAGAAUGAUCAAACUGGGUCUAGGAUUCGAUGAUGAAGAAGUGAUCACCACCGAGGAGGAGAAAAUUGACGAUGUUCCGCCUCUCGAGGGAGACACGGAAGAGGGCUCAAGGAUGGAGGAAGUUGACUAAUUCUUCUGUUCGCGAUCAACUUAAAAAACCCAAAGACUUCUUAGGAAUAGUGAGACUGUUGAAUUUCGGGAGUACUCAAUUCGUUCUUUGACAGAGUCAAGUGGGGAAACAGAUUAAUUUAUUUUGUAUGCGAAUUCAAGUCAGGUCAUUUUUGACCCAGUCCUUAUUCGACUCUGCCAUUGUUCCUUUCUUUUUUUUCUCUUUUUUUUACUUUGUUUUGUACUCGUGAUUUCAUUUUUCGAUGAUUAUUAUAUCUUUUAAUUUAAUGAAAGAUAAUUGUUAAGGACGAGCUUAAAUUUUAAGUGUUAACGCGAUUUCUUCAAGAACUUCACGUCAUUUUUUUUUUCGCCGGUUUUUCAUUCCACACAAAUUCAUUAUACAUAUAGAAUAAGUAUGAAAAGAAAGUUUUCAUGAGUAAUAAAUAUACGUGUUACGGUA